AUGACGAAAGUUCUUGGAAAAGUGGUUUUGGGAGUCACGGUGGAAACAGGGGUCGGGGCUUUAGGGGAGGAGGUGGAGGCUUCAAGAGCUUCAGUUCAGUUGAUGGUGGCAGCUCCUGGAACACUGGUGGAGACGGAUUCAGGGGAAGAGGAGGCAGAGGCAAGUAGUCAGGAACGUGAUGAAAAUGACCACGAUGAAGGUUUCAGAGGUGGGCGUGGGGGAAGAGGAGGCCGUAGACCUUUCCGACAAGGUGGUGAUGCAGAAGGCAGGAGACAGUUUGGUGGAGGAUAUAGAGGACGGGAUGAGGAGGUGUUAUCUAAGGGCUCGCAGAAGGAUGACGAGGAAAAAGAUGUCAGGACUGCAGGGCCCAAGGUCAACUAUGUACCCCCUCCACCACCAGAAGAAGAGGACUCCAUUUUUGCCCACUAUGCGACAGGCAUCAACUUUGACAAGUAUGAUGAUAUCCUUGUGGAUGUAAGUGGAAGCAACCCACCCAAAGCAAUCAUGACAUUUGAAGAAGCACAACUCUGUGAGACACUUAACAGAAAUGUUGCCAAGUCAGGAUAUGUGAAGCCUACUCCUGUUCAGAAGCAUGGGAUUCCUAUUAUUUCUGCUGGAAGGGAUCUUAUGGCUUGUGCCCAGACUGGAUCUGGAAAAACGGCUGCCUUCCUGCUGCCUAUUCUGCAGCGUCUCAUGAGCAACGGUGCAGCAGCCAGCAAAUUCAAAGAGGUGCAGGAGCCUGAAGUAGUCAUCGUGGCUCCAACGAGGGAACUCAUUAAUCAGAUUUACCUAGAGGCCCGCAAGUUUGCUUAUGGGACUUGUGUGCGUCCUGUCGUCGUUUAUGGAGGCACAAGCACUGGAUUUUCAAUUCGAGAAGUGUUAAAGGGUUGUAACGUGUUGUGUGGGACCCCUGGACGAUUGCUCGACAUUAUUGGUCGUGGAAAGGUUGGACUGAGUAAAGUUCGUUAUUUGGUGCUGGAUGAAGCGGACCGAAUGUUGGACAUGGGCUUUGAGCCAGAUAUGCGAAAGCUGGUGAACUCUCCAGGAAUGUCUCCUAAAGAAGAACGGCAAACCCUGAUGUUCAGUGCCACCUAUCCAGAGGAUAUUCAAAGGCUGGCAGCUGAUUUCCUUAAGGUGGAUUAUUUGUUCCUGGCUGUCGGAGUGGUGGGAGGAGCCUGCAGUGACAUCGAGCAGCACAUCAUUCAAGUCACUCAGUACUCGAAGAGGCAGCAUCUGCUGGAUAUGCUAAAGACCACAGGGACCCAGAGGACUAUGGUCUUUGUUGAAACCAAAAGAAGUGCGGAUUUCAUUGCAACAUUUCUCUGUCAGGAAAAAGUACCCACUACUAGCAUCCAUGGCGAUCGGGAGCAGCGAGAGCGGGAGAAAGCUCUCAGCGACUUCCGCACAGGCCAGUGUCCUGUCCUGGUAGCUACUUCUGUCGCUGCUCGAGGACUAGACAUUGAGCAUGUCCAACAUGUGGUGAACUUUGACCUACCAAAAACCAUCGACGAGUACGUGCACCGCAUCGGGAGAACAGGCCGUUGUGGAAACACAGGAAAAGCAGUGUCCUUUUUUGACCCAGAGCCUGAUACUCCUCUAGCUCGCUCUCUGGUCAAAGUCCUAUCAGGGGCACAGCAGGAAGUUCCUUCAUGGCUGGAGGAAAUUGCAUUCAAUGCUCAUGGCACCACAGGGUUCAACCCACGUGGGAACGUGUUUGCUUCUAGUGACACUCGCAGGGGUCGAUUCUUCCAGAAGAACCAGACACCACAACCAGCUGCACAGAAUACCUGCACUGCUGCAGGAGCUGAUGAUGAAGACUGGGAGUAGAUUUAGGUUGUGCAAUAUUCCUGUGUUCUGUUUUUUUAUAUAAUUUUUUUUUUUUUAUGUUCAAGAAAACAAGCCUAUGGGCCCAAAGUAAAUGUGUAGCGAAAGUAGAGUAUGGCAGGCCUUGAGCUAAGGCAUUGGAGAAAGAGCCACAGGUUCAACCUAAAGUUAAACUUCACAAUUUCAUGAACCGUUGCAUCACUUAACGGUUGAUGUGUUUGCACUUAAUGGUUUCCUUUGGUUUUUCAAUAGAACUGCUAGUAGGUAGAGGUCAGUGUGUGAAUGAUUCAGUACACAUUGAUUUUGUAGAAGCCUUCAACUUAAGGUUGGGUCUGCCCUUUUUCAACUAAUGCCUCUUCUGCCAAAUGUUUCUAGGUUGAAUUUUGAUUGUGUGUGGAGGUAGUUGUCUGGGGGAGUUGUUUUGCCAAUUUGCUCUGCCAAUAAAGUCACACACAACAGA
This is a messenger RNA of Neoarius graeffei (lesser salmon catfish), 2284 nucleotides long. It is a transcript of the gene ddx4, whose product is annotated as DEAD (Asp-Glu-Ala-Asp) box polypeptide 4. The transcript is spliced from 18 exons. Gene Ontology annotation, molecular function: RNA helicase activity; RNA binding; ATP binding. NCBI's taxonomy places the organism in Eukaryota, Metazoa, Chordata, Actinopteri, Siluriformes, Ariidae. The record is from RefSeq and is a predicted model, not a curated record. The coding region runs from base 1 to 1827 and encodes 608 amino acids. Gene Ontology annotation, cellular component: P granule; nucleus. Gene Ontology annotation, biological process: cell differentiation; gamete generation.